AUGCUUCCAAGACAGUUACUACAGCAAGUUUCAACCUCCCGUCAUUUCCUUUUGAAUAAUAAUAAAACAAGAACAAUAAUAACAAGUUCAUCUCCUUUCUUAACCAAAUGUCUUCUCUUCUCUUCUUCUUCUUCUUCAGAAUCACAAAGCCCCAAGAGUACUUUCGUCGAACAUUUGGAGGACAAGGAUGGCGACCAAGCUCCCACUAGCACAGCCAUCUCCAUAGACCGUUCCGCCCUCUAUAAUCCACCUGAGCAUUCUCAUGAACCCAUGUUCGAGUCUGAGCUUGUCAAGCACCUUAACGGCAUCAUCAAGUUCCGAGGUGGCCCAAUCUCAGUGGCAGAGUAUAUGGAAGAAGUUUUGACGAAUCCUAAAUUUGGAUUCUACAUUAAUCGAGAUGUGUUUGGAGCAGAAGGUGAUUUCAUUACAUCUCCUGAAGUAAGCCAGAUGUUUGGUGAGAUUGUUGGUGUAUGGGCCUUGUGCCUUUGGGAACAAAUGGGACAGCCAAAAAAAGUGAACCUAGUGGAGCUGGGUCCAGGACGAGGAACUCUGAUGGCUGAUCUUCUACGGGGUGCGUCAAAAUUUAAGAGCUUCACAGAAUCGUUGCAUGUACACAUGGUAGAAUGUAGUCCAAAGUUACAGAAGCUUCAGCAUCACAACUUAAAAUGUUUGGAAGAAGAUGAUACCAGUGACGGUGUUGAGAAAAGGGCUAUCAGCACAUUGGCAGGAACACCUGUUUCGUGGCAUGCUUUGCUAGAGCAGGUUCCAUCAGGAUUGCCAACAAUUAUCAUUGCCCAUGAGUUUUAUGAUGCUUUACCUGUACAUCAGUUUCAGAGAGCUUCUCGUGGCUGGUGUGAAAAAAUGGUUGAUGUUUCAGAAGAUUCAACGUUUCGUUUUGUUCUAUCUCCACAGCCAACACCAGCAACUCUGUAUUUAAUGAAGCGCUGCAAGUGGGCCACACCUGAAGAAAUAGAGAAGCUAGGUCACAUUGAGGUUUGCCCCAAAGCAAUGGAUUUGACUCGUACUAUUGCCAACAGAAUAAGUUCUGAUGGAGGAGGGGCCCUUGUAAUUGAUUAUGGCUUAAAUGGAGUAGUCUCAGAUAGUCUGCAGGCAAUUAGGAAACAUAAGUUUGUCAACAUACUCGACAAUCCUGGGUCAGCUGAUCUCAGUACAUAUGUUGAUUUUGCUUCCAUCAGGCACUCUGCUGAGGAAGUGUCAGAAGAUAUCUCUGUCCAUGGACCAAUUACUCAGUCCCAAUUUCUUGGUGCUCUUGGAAUAAAUUUCCGAGUGGAAGCAUUGCUGCAGAACUGCACAGAUGAACAAGCUGAGUCCCUGAGGACAGGAUACUGGCGUCUGGUGGGUGAAGGUGAAGCCCCAUUUUGGGAGGGACCUGAUGAACAGGUGCCGAUUGGAAUGGGUACUCGGUAUCUGGCAAUGGCCAUCGUGAACAAGAAGCAAGGUGUUCCAGCUCCAUUUCAAUAA
Messenger RNA from Dovyalis caffra, 1482 nucleotides. The record is from the annotation of a GenBank genome assembly. NCBI's taxonomy places the organism in Eukaryota, Viridiplantae, Streptophyta, Magnoliopsida, Malpighiales, Salicaceae.